Molecule: messenger RNA, 526 nt
Organism: Cadophora gregata
Lineage: Eukaryota; Fungi; Ascomycota; Leotiomycetes; Helotiales; Ploettnerulaceae
Exons: 1
Coding region: 1-483 (160 amino acids)
Source: RefSeq, a predicted model, not a curated record
AUGGGUUCCCCAGUUAUUCUUCCAACCCUCAUCGCUUUUCUCCUUGGCAUUGUUGUCUCGAUCUUGUACCGUCUAUACCGCCUUCACUCUCACACCGAAGUCAUCGUCAAGCAAUCAGUCGAGCCUCUUCAAAACAACUCCUCCGUUGCCACGUCUGCUUCUGUUCCAGCUACUGUUGCUUUCACCAAGUCCGAACCAAGUCCGAAAUCAAAAUCAAAGUCUCAGUCUAAAACCAAAAACGUGUCUACAAAUACCACGGCUACAAAUAUUGCCGCUCGAUCUGCUACUCAGGCAGAAGACUCGCUUUCGUUCAAGGAGAAGGUUGAUAUGAUUGGAAAAUGGGCCGAGGAGAUUGAAGAUGCUGGCGAGUUUACGAUUUCCUUGGAUAUGGGAAAGAAGCGAAAGUAUAUGGGCGGACUGUUCGCUGAGAGGAUUGUAGUUGAGGGAUUUAGGGCUCAUGAAAAGAAGUUUCGGGUCCUGUGAGAAACAUCGAAAGGAUUAGGAACUCAUUCUCACUGGAGGGAAC